AAAGUAGCUUACAUACUUGACAAACCAUUUUUCUGAUUCUGUUAACCGACUGCGCAUGCGCCGCGGCUGUCACGACUCUGCUGCUGCUGCUGCCUGCUGCAGGUGGAAACAUGGCGAUGAAGGCGCUCCGAGGGAUGGUGAGUGAGCUGUCGUCGGCCGUCAGCGGGAGCAGACCGACCGCCACCGCGGCCUCCGCCGCCGCCUCCCGGGAGCAUGUGAUGUCCGUGAGCCGGGAUUACCUCUCCCAGCCCCGCCUCACCUAUAAGACGGUGUCUGGAGUCAACGGGCCGCUGGUGAUUCUGGAUCAGGUGAAGUUUCCGAAGUACGCCGAGAUCGUCCAUCUCACGCUGCCAGACGGGACCCGGAGGAGCGGCCAGGUGCUGGAGGUCAGCGGCUCCAAAGCCGUGGUGCAGGUGUUUGAGGGGACGUCCGGCAUCGAUGCCAAGAAGACCAGCUGUGAGUUCACCGGGGACAUCUUACGGACACCCGUCUCUGAGGACAUGUUGGGCCGUGUGUUUAAUGGCUCUGGUAAACCUAUCGACAGAGGACCAGCAGUCCUGGCUGAAGACUUCCUGGACAUCAUGGGUCAGCCCAUAAACCCUCAGUGUCGUAUCUACCCUGAGGAGAUGAUCCAGACCGGCAUAUCUGCCAUCGAUGGCAUGAACAGCAUCGCCAGGGGGCAGAAAAUCCCCAUCUUCUCUGCUGCAGGGCUGCCGCACAAUGAGAUUGCUGCUCAGAUCUGCCGGCAGGCCGGUUUGGUGAAGAAGUCCAAAGACGUGAUGGACUACAGCGAGGACAACUUCGCCAUCGUGUUUGCAGCCAUGGGGGUGAACAUGGAGACAGCUCGGUUCUUCAAGUCUGACUUUGAGGAGAACGGAUCCAUGGACAACGUCUGUUUGUUCCUGAACCUGGCCAACGACCCCACCAUCGAGCGAAUCAUCACGCCACGUCUAGCUCUGACAUCAGCGGAGUAUUUGGCCUAUCAGUGUGAGAAGCACGUCCUCGUCAUCCUCACCGACAUGAGCUCCUACGCAGAGGCUCUCCGAGAGGUGUCUGCAGCCAGAGAGGAGGUGCCGGGCCGCCGAGGUUUCCCCGGUUACAUGUACACGGAUCUGGCCACCAUCUACGAGAGAGCCGGCAGAGUCGAAGGACGGAACGGCUCCAUCACACAGAUCCCCAUCCUCACCAUGCCCAACGAUGACAUCACUCAUCCUAUUCCUGACCUGACGGGUUACAUCACCGAGGGACAGAUCUACGUGGACCGACAACUCCACAACAGACAGAUCUAUCCUCCGAUCAACGUGCUGCCGUCUCUCUCUCGUCUCAUGAAGUCUGCCAUCGGGGAGGGGAUGACCCGCAGAGACCACUCGGAUGUCUCCAACCAGCUCUACGCGUGCUACGCCAUAGGGAAGGACGUCCAGGCCAUGAAGGCGGUGGUGGGGGAGGAGGCUCUGACAGCUGACGACCUGCUCUAUCUGGAGUUCCUCACCAAGUUUGAAAAGAACUUCAUCGCGCAAGGCGCCUACGAGAACCGCAGUGUGUUUGAGACUCUGGACAUCGGAUGGCAGCUGAUGAGGAUCUUCCCCAAAGAGAUGCUGAAGAGGAUUCCUCAGAGCACCUUGGCUGAGUUUUACCCGCGAGAAGCCAAACGUUAACCAAACACACACUCGCUUUCAGUUUUACCCCGCGAAAAACCAAACAUUAACUGAACAAACUCGCACACUCGUCCCUAGCGGUUGUGCCCCUUCCAUCUGUUCUCUCAGACUACAUUUACAUUGCUACGUUUUGGUUUGAAAUGGAAUAUCUUCUGCUACGUUUCCCCCUCUCAUUCCCCCUGCUCU
This is a messenger RNA of Sander lucioperca (pikeperch), 1841 nucleotides long. RefSeq names its product ATPase H+ transporting V1 subunit B2 (gene atp6v1b2b). Lineage: Eukaryota; Metazoa; Chordata; Actinopteri; Perciformes; Percidae. Gene Ontology annotation, biological process: proton transmembrane transport; ATP metabolic process. The coding region runs from base 111 to 1655 and encodes 514 amino acids. The transcript is spliced from 14 exons. Gene Ontology annotation, cellular component: proton-transporting V-type ATPase, V1 domain. Gene Ontology annotation, molecular function: ATP binding; proton-transporting ATPase activity, rotational mechanism. The record is from RefSeq and is a predicted model, not a curated record.